CACUCUGCCCACCCCUAAACAGCAGCAGCACCACCACCUCGUCAAGGCCGACUGUCUCAGCUCUUCCCCUCUUUGGCCUCAAGCCUUCAUCAAGACCCUCACCAUGUCCAUUCUCAAGAUCCAUGCCCGGGAGAUUUUCGACUCACGGGGGAACCCCACCGUGGAGGUCGAUCUGUACACUGGCAAAGGUCUCUUCAGAGCUGCUGUGCCCAGCGGUGCUUCCACUGGCAUCUAUGAGGCCCUGGAGCUCCGGGACAAUGACAAGACUUGCUAUAUGGGGAAAGGUGUCUCAAAAGCUGUUGAGCACGUCAAUAAAACUAUUGCACCCGCCCUGGUUAGCAAGAAGGUGAAUGUGGUGGAGCAGGAGAAGAUUGACAAACUGAUGCUGGAGAUGGAUGGUUCUGAGAACAAAUCCAAAUUUGGUGCGAAUGCCAUCUUGGGGGUGUCCCUGGCUGUCUGCAAGGCCGGAGCUGCAGAGAAGGGCGUCCCUCUGUAUCGUCACAUCGCUGACCUGGCUGGAAACCCAAACGUCAUCCUGCCCGUUCCUGCUUUCAACGUGAUCAACGGUGGAUCCCAUGCCGGCAACAAGCUGGCCAUGCAAGAGUUCAUGAUCCUCCCGAUCGGAGCUGAGAGUUUCAAGGAGGCUAUGCGCAUUGGGGCCGAGGUGUAUCACAACUUGAAGAAUGUCAUCAAGGAAAAAUACGGGAAGGAUGCCACCAAUGUGGGCGAUGAGGGUGGCUUUGCCCCCAACAUCCUGGAGAACAAAGAAGCUCUGGAACUGCUGAAAAAUGCCAUCGGUAAGGCCGGCUACACGGAUAAGAUCGUGAUUGGCAUGGAUGUGGCUGCCUCUGAGUUCUACCGGGAUGGGAAGUAUGAUCUGGAUUUCAAGUCUCCCGAUGACCCCAGCAGGUACAUCUCUCCCGACCAGCUAGGAGACCUGUACAAGACCUUCAUUAAGAACUACCCAGUGGUGUCAAUUGAAGAUCCAUUCGACCAGGACGACUGGGCAGCUUGGAAGAAGUUCACCGCCACUGCGGGUAUCCAGGUGGUGGGGGAUGACCUGACUGUGACCAACCCCAAGCGCAUCGCUAAGGCUGUGGAUGACAAGUCCUGCAACUGCCUGCUGCUCAAAGUGAAUCAGAUUGGCUCCGUGACGGAGUCCCUGCAGGCGUGCAAACUGGCUCAGAGCAAUGGGUGGGGCGUGAUGGUUUCUCAUCGUUCUGGGGAGACCGAAGACACCUUUAUUGCUGACCUGGUGGUGGGUCUCUGCACUGGACAGAUUAAGACUGGUGCGCCCUGCAGAUCUGAGCGCUUGGCCAAGUACAACCAGCUUCUCAGAAUUGAGGAAGAGCUGGGCAGCAAGGCUGUCUUCGCCGGCCGGAACUUCAGAAACCCUCUGGCCAAGUAAAGCUGGAGGGCCCUGAGCCCGUUCAAGCACUAGUCAGCUGAUUAGACCUCCCGCUCCCGUACUAGAAAGAAAGGCAGCUCAAGGCACCAGACCAGUUUUUCACAAGAGCCUCUCCUAGUUUAAUCCCCCUCUCUCACCUCAUCCUCCCUGGGACGUUCACUGCUUCAGUAGGAACCGCCUGAUGCCCAGAACCAACCCCAUGGAAGACCUCGCUUUGUGAUCUUGUUAUGAGUGGGCCAGAAUACGGUUUUCCUUGUCCACUUACCCGUGUGUGUGUAUGUGGAACUGUGUAUACUUGUGAUGCAGCUCCCAAGGUGCCUGCAGGCCAGAUCUUUAGUGGUUUUUACGUGCAAAAUAAAAGCAUCGGAUAACCCGC
Ornithorhynchus anatinus (platypus) is the source of this 1784-nucleotide messenger RNA. RefSeq names its product enolase 1 (gene ENO1). Bases 104 to 1408 code for a protein of 434 amino acids. The transcript is spliced from 13 exons. Gene Ontology annotation, biological process: glycolytic process. Gene Ontology annotation, cellular component: phosphopyruvate hydratase complex. The record is from RefSeq and is a predicted model, not a curated record. Gene Ontology annotation, molecular function: phosphopyruvate hydratase activity; magnesium ion binding. Lineage: Eukaryota; Metazoa; Chordata; Mammalia; Monotremata; Ornithorhynchidae.